AUGUUCAUUCGUUGCUGUCGAGAUUGCCAAGAAGAAGAGGUAGAAGUGGAAGCUAACCACACCUGUCAGACCUGUUCUUGUCAUUUGUGCGAUUUUCACUCCAAAAUACAUGUAAGAAAAAACAAAAAUCAUCAAAUCACUACUCACUCUCAAGAUGGUGAUUCGGUUGGUUCCUCUUUGACCUUAAAGAAGUGUAACCAACAUCAGUCAGAGAUCAACUGUUUUUGUCGGGAUUGUGAACAAUUAGUUUGCUCGUUGUGUGCUGUUUCCCAACAUGUAAAGCAUAACGUCUUUCUUAUUGAAUGUAUUGUACAAGAAGAAAGAAAGAUUGUGAAGGAUCAACUCGAUCGUCAUUUGAAACAACGUGACGAAUGGAUGAAACAAAAUUCCAUUUCUGAACAAGUGUUGCAAAAGGAAUUGGGUCUCAUUGAAAAUACAGGAACGGAUCUGAAAAACAAAAUUAAUACCUUGUUUGAGCAACUGAUCGACCAGUUGUACCAGAGAAGAGAUGUAUUGCUGAAGAAGGUGGACAGUGAAUGCACAGAAAGCACUCAGUUAGUGCGAAAGGUUAUGAUUCAAAUGGAAGAACGAAUUGCUUUGGAAAAUGCAUUCUCUGACAUUUCAACCAUGCAUGGCAAUGAAUUAUUGGACAAGAAAGUGGGCUUGUUGAAAAAUUCAACGAAAUUAUUCAAUGAAAUGACUUCACAGUUGGAGAAUGUAAAUCUUCACAAAGUCCAUAACAUCUGUCUCGAGAGAACUGAAAACCGUUUUUAUAAGGAUGUGGUAUUUGCCGUUAACCAAUUAGGAACUGUGAACAAGUACUAUGAUAAAACACAAGUUUCGGUAGACGAAUUGCAAGAACCUAUUCAGAAAUCAGAAAUUCAAAAAUCUUCAUUCAGUGAGACAUAUGCUGAAAGUGAAAUGGAUGAUGUAAACCAACCUCCAAAGCAAAGUGAGUACUCGAUCAGUCAAGAUGAUAAUGUCUUAUUAAGACAUUAUGAAGAAGAAGCUUCUUCCCAAAAGAAAGGCGGAAGGCGUCGUAACAAGCGCAAAAAAGCUUCGUCCCAAAGAUAA
Naegleria lovaniensis is the source of this 1074-nucleotide messenger RNA. RefSeq lists its product as uncharacterized. NCBI's taxonomy places the organism in Eukaryota, Heterolobosea, Eutetramitea, Acrasida, Naegleriidae. The record is from RefSeq and is a predicted model, not a curated record. Gene Ontology annotation, biological process: positive regulation of DNA-templated transcription. Gene Ontology annotation, molecular function: zinc ion binding; ubiquitin-protein transferase activity. The coding region runs from base 1 to 1074 and encodes 357 amino acids. Gene Ontology annotation, cellular component: chromatin; nucleoplasm. The transcript has a single exon.